GUAAUUGGCAGUUAAAGGCUUGCUUUCCUCUGUCACAGAGCACUUUUCAUUUUCUCUUUUGUUCGCUCCCAGUUGAGCCAAAACUGUUUCACGAUCUCCCUCGAGUCUAUCUUUCUCUCUCUAAGAUUCUCUGGAUUUUUCUUCGUUUCGGUUCUCUCGCUUCAGCUCUCGCUUGCUGAAGACAGAGAGAAACCCUAGCUCUGUUCCGCAUCGGUGUAGUGAAAUGGGUUCUGAAGGAUCGACGGUCGUAGUUCCGAGAAACUUCAGAUUGUUGGAAGAACUCGAGCGAGGGGAAAAGGGAAUUGGUGAUGGAACUGUCAGUUAUGGAAUGGAUGAUGCUGAUGACAUAUUGAUGCGGUCAUGGACUGGGACCAUCAUUGGUCCUCCCAAUACUGUUCACGAGGGGCGCAUCUACCAGUUGAAACUUUUCUGCGAUGAAGACUAUCCUGAUAAUCCACCAACUGUGAGAUUCCAAACACGGAUCAACAUGACCUGUGUAAACCAGGAAACUGGAAUGGUUGCACCUAGUCAGUUUCCGAUGCUUGCUGAUUGGCAGAGAGAACACACAAUGGAGGACAUACUUACCCAGUUGAAGAAGGAAAUGAUGUCUCCUCAGAAUCGGAAGCUAGCACAGCCUCCUGAAGGCAAUGAAGAGCAAAGGGCAGACCCAAAGGGGCUGGUGCUGAGAUGUUGCAUUCUCUAAAGAAAGUGAAAUGGACAAAGACAGUAAUGUAUAUAACAUCCAUGUAGAUGAUGGCCUUCUGGCUAAGGGAUUUUUUCUUCAAAUUUGCUUUGUCUAAAGUAGGCUGGGCAAAUUAGACUGAGCAAUCCAACAUCUUGAGAUUGCUUGAUAUUAAGUGUACUUACUGAAUAUCAAUUGAGUACAUUGGUGGUACAAAUUAUUAUGAGUAUGAAGUAGAUUGCCACAUGUAGAGGUGAUGCAGCCAAUCGAGGCCAUCCAUUUGGCAGUGGUGGUUCCUAUUGAAACAUGCUUUUGUGAUGCGGCGAGAAUUGAUCAUCUCCGCAGGACCAAUGACAAGGUGGAUGGAGGCAUUUCAUGUGUGUUUAAGAAAUAUACUGGAGUCUAAUUUGUAUUGGACUGUUGAAUUUGUAUUUGUAAUUCUAGAUUGUUUUCACUGUUUCA
Messenger RNA from Macadamia integrifolia, 1144 nucleotides. Its product is annotated as ubiquitin-conjugating enzyme E2 variant 1B-like. Gene Ontology annotation, biological process: DNA damage tolerance; protein K63-linked ubiquitination. The record is from RefSeq and is a predicted model, not a curated record. Gene Ontology annotation, cellular component: nucleus. The transcript has 5 exons. Lineage: Eukaryota; Viridiplantae; Streptophyta; Magnoliopsida; Proteales; Proteaceae. Bases 224 to 703 code for a protein of 159 amino acids.